GUUAUUUGAUCCCCGAGGGUUUGUUAUUGUGGUUGCAUUAGUGGCGCUGCGUUGCCAGUGCAAUCAGAAGCAGUGACAGAGCUGGGAUGGAGUGUGAGUGCAGGAACUGACCGGGACAGGUCUGAGUAGAAACCUGCAUAAUUUUCAGCACCGACAGCACUCAAUUCUCGUGGUUAAGAUGGGGCAGUGUGGCAUCACGUCGUCGAAGACGGUCCUUGUUUUUCUGAACCUGCUAUUUUGGGCUGCAGCUGGCAUCCUGUGUUAUGUUGGAGCGUAUGUCUUCAUUACAUAUGAUGAUUACGAUCACUUCUUUGAAGACGUGUACACUCUCAUCCCUGCAGUGAUCAUCAUUGCAGUUGGAGCCCUCCUUUUCAUUAUUGGACUCAUUGGAUGCUGUGCUACAGUGAGAGAGAGCUAUUGUGGACUUACGACGUUUGUCGUCAUUCUCCUGCUGGUUUUCGGGACGGAAGUGGCAGUGGUUGUUCUUGGAUACGUUUACAGAGCAAAGGUUGAAGAUGAAGUUAAUAGGUCUAUCAAGAAAGUGUAUGACAAGUAUGACGGCAUCAACAGCAAUGCCCAGAGCCGUGCCAUUGACUAUGUCCAGAGACAGCUCCAUUGCUGUGGGAUCCACAAUUACUCAGACUGGCAGUAUACACACUGGUAUGAAGAAUCAAAGAACAACAGUGUACCCAUCAGCUGUUGCAAAACUAACGUUGGAGGCUGCACAGGAUCCCUCACUCAUCCUGAAGAUCUUUACCAAGAAGGUUGUGAGGCUCUUGUUGUGAAGAAGCUGAAGGAGAUCAUGAUGUAUGUCAUCUGGGCUGCUCUGACAUUUGCUGCCAUCCAGAUGCUGGGGAUGCUCUGUGCAUGUGUCGUGCUGUGCCGCAGAAGGAGAGAUCCUGCCUACGAGCUUCUUAUUACAGGGGGCACCUUUGCAUAAAGGAGCAUAUUAAAACACUUUCAGACCGAAUGUGUCAUUGGUUAGAGCAUGAAAGUAAUCUAUUACCACACUAACAUUAAACAGACUAACCACACUAUCCACCUGUUUUUCAAACGCUAAUCACCAAAUUUGUCAGUUUGUCAAUUGGUCAAUGAGAAUAAGUUGUAGAAAGCGUUCUCGUUCCCUGAGGAUGGAAUGAAGUCCUCCAGCUUUCCAAACACAAACUUUGUUAGUAAUAUUUAGAGUCAAAUGUGGACAGGGUGAUUUCCUCAUAUGUUAGUUUGCACUAUAUGUAUGGCUUUAUAUUAUUUUAUAUUUGAAUUUGUCAUGUACUUGAAUGAAUAGCUAUAUAAUUUUACCCAAUACAUCCAUUAUCAUUACUACUACCACUACAAUACUACUGAUAUAGCUCAGUUUUAAUUAAGACUUUACCUUUCUGCAGCAUUUUUUGUCAAGAAAUAACCCAAGUUAACGGCACAGCAGGUAUUGUGUAAACUAUAUAACUUAACUGGCUUUUGCUUAUUGAAUGUCUCUUAAGAAUCAACCCUUGUAAUCCCCUUUAGUAUGCGGGAUAUUUUAUGUUGUAAUGCAGAUUCUUAACCCAAGAUCGAUUGUUGCCCUAUAGCUGUUUAGUUUGUUUUUGUCUCAGCAACCUACUGAUGGUAGUUUAGAAUUUGAUAUGUUAAAACAUACUGUAGCCGUUAUAAGAAUUGUGGAUGGAAUAAAUGAGGCGAAAGUUUGAAAUUAAA
Molecule: messenger RNA, 1689 nt
Organism: Monopterus albus (swamp eel)
Lineage: Eukaryota; Metazoa; Chordata; Actinopteri; Synbranchiformes; Synbranchidae
Gene: tspan3a
Product: tetraspanin 3a
Exons: 7
Coding region: 179-940 (253 amino acids)
Cellular component (GO): plasma membrane
Source: RefSeq, a predicted model, not a curated record